Molecule: messenger RNA, 939 nt
Organism: Periconia digitata
Lineage: Eukaryota; Fungi; Ascomycota; Dothideomycetes; Pleosporales; Periconiaceae
Source: the annotation of a GenBank genome assembly
AUGGUGCAUCAAAGAACUGAAGAUAAUGGGGAUGGUGGGAAUGGAAUUUCUAAAGAUGUGGACCCUUUCCGCGACGAAUAUCGUAUACACGAUGACCCCAAUGAACUCGAUAAGUCAGCACAUGCCGCUCAUCCACUUUUUCACAAUAUCGAGUCUAACACCAAUCCCGAUAACUCAACUUCCAGACAAACGAUUGGCAACAAAACCAGCUCCACAUUCCAACAGUGUCCACCAGCAAAUAUCGAAACCACUACUCAAGACCAGGAUUUCGAUGAAGUGAUCCAUGCGAUAGAAAAACAAGCACUCUUCCUACAAGAAGAAAACGACACCCUAUGGGAACUAAUCGAAGCGACCAGAAAAGCUUUCCGCGUAAUCUGGAAGCGCGACGUAAGCAUAGUCCAAGGAAUAGCUGAAGCAGCCGAAAGAUGCGAAAACCAGCGUCCUCCAGACUCAGAUGAUACGCUUAUUGAGGGGAUGAAAACGAGGUCGAGCAGCAAGUGCGAAGAUGACCUGAAGGGAAGUGCCGAAAGCGCAAAGUCCGAAGGCUGUUUUGGUCGCGACAAAGGGGGUCCGAGGCGAAGAAACUCGUUCGCGAGUCUGCGGUCGUAUUUCUCGUUCUACCGCCACGAAGAUGCGAGGUUGCUCUCGGAUCCACUCCCGAGUCGGAGUAAGAGGUCGAAGUGGUCCGUCAAUGGCUCUUUAAAGUCGAGAUCGCGGAGAAAUGCUUCUGACGAAGCGACUCGUUCUCCUGACAACAACCAGGAAGACUGGAAGGAGAAAGAUGCGCAUGUGCCGACUUUGGCGCAGGAACUGCGUGCUUUGUUGGGAUUCGGAGAGAUAAAUUUGGAGAGGUUAAGGGAGGAUAUUGAUGAGUUUGCGGAGAGGGAGAAAUAUUGUAAAGGUUUGAGGACUUUGGAUGGGUUCGCUGAUGAGGAAUGA